Molecule: messenger RNA, 967 nt
Organism: Hibiscus syriacus
Lineage: Eukaryota; Viridiplantae; Streptophyta; Magnoliopsida; Malvales; Malvaceae
Product: secoisolariciresinol dehydrogenase-like
Exons: 2
Coding region: 126-965 (279 amino acids)
Molecular function (GO): oxidoreductase activity
Source: RefSeq, a predicted model, not a curated record
GAUCAACUGCGAUCUGUAGUUUGGUUGUAUAUUCUAUAAAACAGAAGGGAUCUUAAACUUCAUCGGUAAAAACACGAGAAACUCUUUAUUUGCAGAAGUGGUUUCAAAUUGAUUUCAAGGCAAAAAUGAGUUCCAAUUCUUCCACAGCUUCCACCCAAAGAAGGCUUGAAGACAAGGUGGCUUUGAUUACCGGAGGAGCUGGCGGCAUUGGCGAGGUCACAGCAAGGCUGUUUAUCCAACACGGUGCUAAGGUUGUCAUAGCAGACAUCCAAGAUGAUCACGGACAAGCCCUGGUUCAAGAACUUGGAGAAGAAAACAUCUCAUAUGUUCACUGUGAUGUUACAUCGGACUCCGAUGUCGGAAACGCCGUUGGUUUAGCUGUCUCAAAGUACGGGAAGCUUGAUAUAAUGUUCAACAACGCCGGUAUGUCCAGUCCCGACCUGCACAUAGUCACUUCAAAUGAUGAGAGAUUCAAAAAGGUUCUGGAUGUCAAUAUCUUUGGAGGGUACUUGGGUGCUAAACACGCUGCCAAGGUCAUGAUUCCGGCCAAGAAAGGAUGCAUUCUGUUUACUACAAGCGUUUUCUCGGUGAUCGCCGGAGCCGAUGCUGGCCAUGCCUACGUGACAUCGAAGCAUGCGCUUGUGGGGUUGGCUAAGAAUCUGGGUGUGGAGUUGGGGCAACAUGGGAUAAGAGUGAACUGCAUCUCGCCACACGGCGUGGCGACUCCGAUGCUGACGAGGCCGUUCGGAAACAUGCCGAAGGAGAAAGUGGAGGAGCUGAUUGCCUCGGGGUCGAACUUGAAGGGGGCGAUAUUGGAAUCGGAGGAUGUGGCUCAAGCCGCUUUGUAUUUGGCCAGUGAUGAUGCUAAAUACGUGAGUGGACUCAACUUGAUCAUUGAUGGAGGCUAUAGUACAACUAACCCUUCAAUGUCCAAUAUCCUUAAGAGCCUGUCUUCCAAAGUUUGAUU